AUGGUUAUUCCCAUGGCUCUGUUGCACUUGGCUCUUCAGGCUAUGGGCUUCACACCCAUCGGCCCUUCAGCAGGAUAUCUUGUGGCGUGUGUUCAGGGCAUGAUUGGAAACGUUGCGCCUGAAAGCUGCUUUGCGAUACUUCAAAGCGCGGGCAUGGGUGGUUGUGGUGCUGAGAUUGCCAAAAUUGCAACUCGGCUUGCUGCAGAGCCGUCAUUCUCUGUACUCUAUGACGUGAUUAAGUCAGGGAACUUCACGUGUGCUGUUUAA
Molecule: messenger RNA, 267 nt
Organism: Fusarium sp. VM40
Lineage: Eukaryota; Fungi; Ascomycota; Sordariomycetes; Hypocreales; Nectriaceae
Source: the annotation of a GenBank genome assembly